This is a messenger RNA of Linum tenue, 744 nucleotides long. NCBI's taxonomy places the organism in Eukaryota, Viridiplantae, Streptophyta, Magnoliopsida, Malpighiales, Linaceae. The record is from the annotation of a GenBank genome assembly.
AUGUCAACAGAGGGAGUUCAACCCACUCCACAAGAUAAUGGCAAUAGUGCAAAUCCAGUACUGUCUGCACCUACUGGAAAUGGGACUGUCACAAACCCAACUCCGCAGGCAGCAACUACAAAUGAGCAGAAUGGCAAUGCUGGGAAUGGUAAUGUUGUCGAGGAAUUACUCGACGUUGGUAAGCUUAAGAGUGUUGUUUGGUUACACUAUACCAAAGUUCGAAUUAAUGGAAUUGUCAAGGCUAAAUGCAAUUAUUGUAAGAAGCAAUUAGGUGGGGAAUCAAAUAAUGGUACUACCCACCUAAAGAAUCACACCAAAAUUUGUGUUCAGAAGAAAAUUAGGGAUGGUAGUCAAAAGAUUCUCGGCCCUCACUAUUUGGCUAAAGGAAAUCAAGACUUGGUUGCUACUGCUUUCAACUCUGAUUUUUCAAAAAGGGAGCUUGCAAUUGCUAUUACAAUGCAUGAAUAUCCUUUGUCAAUGGUUGAUCAUCUCUAUUUCAAGAGAUUUGUCUACUCUCUUCAACCAUUGUUCACUAUUCCAUCGUGGAAUACUAUAAAGAAAGAGGUCUUUAAGAUCUAUGAUAUUGAAAGAGCUAAGAUUCAAAGUCUGUUUGAUAUCAACAGAGGUAGAAUUGCAAUAACUACUGAUUUGUGGACUGCCACCAAUCAAAAGAAGGGGUACAUGGCUGUUACAGUUCAUUAUAUUGACAACUCGUUGGUGCUUAGGAUCCAUAUGCUUAGGUAA